AUGCAGGUUGAAUUCAUAUCCAAAUCGCGCCCUAAUUUUGAAUCAAGCCCCUUCGCGCUAGAGCUCGUGCUUUUCCCGCGCGUGCCUAACCGCCUCUCGCACAUAGAAAACGCUGAGCUCGAUAAUUCUCUCUCCUCCGCCGUCUCCAUCGCCAUUUGUUCCCUCACUCUCCAAACCUCACUUUCUCUCUCUACUCCGGAAACUAUCUUCUCUCUAAAACUGAAAAUGAGUUCUGCAAAAAUCGAUGUGCGUAGUCCUGCAUUUCCGUUGCUUUUUCUCGCCGCGAUCAUUUUCAUCAUCGGCGGCGGUCUUCCCCGCGUUUCGUCGCAGAAUUCCACUUCAAUCGAGCAGAUUUUCCAGUACGAUAGCUACAGGGAGACGUGUCCAGAUGCGGAGAAGAUUGUGUGGAGUAAAAUGGCGGAUAUCGUUUCUGGAAACGAGAACGCCACGGCGCAACUGCUGAGGCUUCUCUUUCACGAUUGCUUUAUUCAGGGAUGUGAUGCCUCAGUGAUGCUAAAUGAUACCAUGGGAAUGCCCAAUCAAACUACAGAACGACAUGCUGACCCGAACAAGACUCUAAAGGGGUUUGACUUCGUUGAUGAAGUAAAAGAAUUGGUUGAGAGCGAAUGUCCGGGGGUAGUUUCUUGUGCUGACAUCCUUGUUCUUGCAACUCGAGACGCGAUUGCUUUGUCCGGUGGACCUUAUUACCCGGCUUUCACUGGCAGAAAAGACAGCACCCGUUAUUAUACCGCUGAGGCUACUGAGGAAAUUCCGAGACCAAACAGCAACAUAUCCGAAACCCUUAGAUUGUUUGCUCGACGUGGAUUUGACGAGAGGGAGACUGUAGCUCUUUUAGGGUCUCACAACAUUGGUCGGAUCAACUGCGGUUUCAUCGAAUCGAGGAUCAACAUGUUCGACAAUGGGGGCAUCCCUCUGGAUUUUCUUCGAGAGAUGAGAACGACAUGUCAAGUCCCAACUAGAAGCAUGAGCAACUUGGAAAACAAGAUAAAGGCGAAACGUAUAUAUGAAACUUCACGAAGCAUGCAAUAUUAUGAGGGACUUUCAUCAUCUUCAGGCCAGCUUCCUGGAGGUGGGUUUGGCAAUCACUAUUAUCGGGCGCUGAUAAAAGGCAGAGGCAUUCUGACUGCCGACCAAGAACUGAUGGCGAACGAGCAGACAGCAAUAGCGGUUUUUGAGUAUGCUGAGGAUGCAGCUAAAUUUAGGCUUGAGUUUGCGGGUGCAAUGGUGAAGCUGUCCAAUCUGAAUGUGCUCGUCGGGCCAGCUGGAGAGGUAAGGAGAACCUGUUCUAGUGUGAACUCUUCCUGA
Striga hermonthica is the source of this 1326-nucleotide messenger RNA. The record is from the annotation of a GenBank genome assembly. NCBI's taxonomy places the organism in Eukaryota, Viridiplantae, Streptophyta, Magnoliopsida, Lamiales, Orobanchaceae.